This is a messenger RNA of Knipowitschia caucasica, 1371 nucleotides long. The record is from the annotation of a GenBank genome assembly. NCBI's taxonomy places the organism in Eukaryota, Metazoa, Chordata, Actinopteri, Gobiiformes, Gobiidae.
AUGAUGGAUAAACUUUCUACGUUGCGUCGCGCCACAACAUGGGAAAUAUCUGAGUCUGAGGAUGAAACUGAGGUAGAAAGCAAUCAGAUCCCAGAAUUAAAUGAUCAUAAGGAGAAAGCUACUACGCCCCCAUCAAUAACACUGAGCAGAGAUACACACUGUGACAACACUGCUCCAUCUCCUCCAGCAGCUAAACCCAAACCCACACAGACUUUGCCUCUUCCUCCCCAACCCUCAUCAUCAUCAUCACCAUCCCCAUCAGCAGCAGCAGCAGGCUCCCCCAGUCCCACCAGGAAACGCAGGAGCAAAGAGGAGAUAGAACUGGACAAGCAAAGGGCCCAGGAGAGAAAGGAGCUCAGGGAGAGGGCUAAGGCUGCCAAAGCUCUGGAGAAGGAGGAGAAGGAGGCAGAGCAGCAGCAGAGGAGAGAUGCUGCUCAACAUCUGAAGGCACUAAGACCAGAGAACAUCCUCAAAUGUCUCACUGUGUGCAUAGAUCCAGCUCUGCUACAACAAGAAGGUUCUGAUAUUCUGCUCGGGAGGUUGACUUCUUUAAACUGGACAUUUCAACUGGAAAGUCAGCAGCUCACUCAUUCCAUCACGUGGACUAGAACACUCCCAGAGGAUGGAGAUAAAGUGGUGGAGGAAGAGCAGGUUCUGUUGGUGAUUGGGUGGAGUGACUUCUUAGACUUGCUCAGUGCUGUGAAGAAGCUGCUGGAGAGCGGAGGUGAAGGGGCACAUGGGAAAUCCUUUUUCAGCCCAUUACAGGAGUUUUUGAAUCGAGAAGCAAAGAAGGUGGUGACGAUCUUGGUGACGGACUCUCCUCUUGAAUACACGAGUUCUGUGAGUGACGACUCGUAUGAGGACACACUGGCCUCUGAACUAGGAAUGGACCAACUGCAGAUUGAAGAGGUCCUGGUCCACCUUCAGCUGUAUAAGAAUGUGUCUGUAGUGUUCGUGGAGGGCUGGCAGGCGGUGACCGACCAGGUUUCUGCUCUGACCAAAGCUUUGUCUAAACGUCCUUAUAAACUGUUGACAGAGCGCUCAGAGCUGCCUUUCUGUGUGGACGGCUCGUGGGCCAGCGGGGCGCGGGUGCAGAGAGACGGCUCUGGCCUGGGGCAGGUGUGGCCUCUACAGCUUCAGCAGCUGAACAGAGUCAGUGCUGUUGUGGCUGCGACUGUCGCUGCAGAGUAUCAGUCUCCUCAGCUCCUGCUGCAGGCUUACCAGAAGUUAGAAUCUGAGGUUGAGAGAAAAGCUUUGCUCGCUGGUCUUCUGAUAAAGACUGAAGGCAAAGAGAGACGCAUCGGACCAGAGAUCUCCUCCAGAGUUUACCGCUGCUUCACGAGCCAAAACCCUCAGCUGGUCCUGGACUAG